Messenger RNA from Trachymyrmex septentrionalis, 933 nucleotides. It is a transcript of the gene Rpi, whose product is annotated as ribose-5-phosphate isomerase. The coding region runs from base 89 to 871 and encodes 260 amino acids. Lineage: Eukaryota; Metazoa; Arthropoda; Insecta; Hymenoptera; Formicidae. The record is from RefSeq and is a predicted model, not a curated record. Gene Ontology annotation, cellular component: intracellular membrane-bounded organelle. Gene Ontology annotation, biological process: pentose-phosphate shunt, non-oxidative branch; D-ribose metabolic process. Gene Ontology annotation, molecular function: ribose-5-phosphate isomerase activity. The transcript is spliced from 7 exons.
UUUUAUUUGAUUUUAUCUUUCUGGAUAUUCGAAUAAGUAAUAAAGUACCACGUGGAACCAGUGCAGGAACAGAAAAAAACUUGAUCGUAUGAUCCGUUCGCUUGUUCGAAUUGUCAGAUCGCUGCACAGUUCUUCAGGAAAACUGAGAAUGGAUCCGCUCGAGAACGCUAAGAAAAGUGCGGCUUACAAAGCUGUUAACGAAUACGUCCAUAAUAAUAGUGCCAUCGGGAUUGGGAGCGGAUCCACUAUAAUUUACGCUGUUCAGAGACUUGCUGAACGUGUUGUAGAAGAAGAACUCAAUAUAAUUUGUGUGCCUACAUCGUUUCAAUCUCGUCAACUUAUAUUAGAUAAUCAUCUUACCUUAGGCGAUCUAGAAACUCAUCUAUAUCUAUAUUCUGCAAUUGAUGGAGCAGAUGAAGUCGAUAAAGACCUGAAUCUCAUUAAAGGUGGUGGAGGAUGUUUAUUACAAGAAAAAGUUGUUGCUUCCUGUACCAAUCGAUUUGUUGUUGUAGCAGAUUAUACAAAAAAUUCAGUAAAGCUUGGCGAGAAUUAUAAAAAUGGAAUUCCUAUUGAAGUAGUUCCUAUGGCAUAUGUGCCAGUUAAACGUAAAAUUGAAGAUACUUAUGGAGGAAAUGCGAAAAUUAGAAUGGCCAUCGCUAAAGCUGGCCCGGUAGUAACAGAUAAUGGUAAUUUUAUUCUGGAUUGGUAUUUUCCUGAUGUUGAUCCAGAUACUUGGAAAAUGAUUAACAUGGGACUAUCCUCUAUACCUGGAAUUGUAGAAACUGGUCUAUUUACAGAUAUGGUUGAGACAGUUUUUUUUGGUAUGCCAGAUGGCACUGUACAGGAACGAAGCAUAUACGACUGUGACUGAAACUUAUUUGGUUAAAAUGUUGAAUGCAUGUUAACGCGCGAAUUUUACAAUAUUACAUUUUA